AUGGUGUUUCGGAGGAGGAGAAGGAUUAGGUCGGCGCCUGCGCGUAUGAUUGCGAGCCGUCGGUUGGGCAGAGGAAAACUGUCGGUGACGGAAAAUCGCAGAUCCCAAAGGAGAGGCGACAACUGGCAAUUGUACUGUUACUGCAACACACAACCUGCGUCAGCACAGGCUGUUGGUGCGAGCUCCUCGGACCCCGUUUGGAAUCAGGCAGCGUGCGCCGCCUCGCAGGGCGCGCGCGAAACGAGUCGGGAAAUCUGA
Messenger RNA from Purpureocillium lilacinum, 258 nucleotides. NCBI's taxonomy places the organism in Eukaryota, Fungi, Ascomycota, Sordariomycetes, Hypocreales, Ophiocordycipitaceae. The record is from RefSeq and is a predicted model, not a curated record.